AUGCUCGGCGUUUCAACCUUCCAUCCACCGCCGUUGAAACCGUCGUCGCAUUCAGCUAUUAUUCGUCUGAACCCUAAACUUCCGUUCUCUUUCUCAAAUUUCCCAAAUUCGAAUCGCUCCUCCACCACCAAACCUCUCAUCAUUCGCGCCAUCGACGCGGCACAAUCAUUCGACUACGAAUCAAAAGCCGCACUUCAAUUCCAAAACGCUCAAAAGCUCAAAAUCGCUAUAAUUGGUUUCGGCAACUUCGGUCAGUUUCUCGCCAAAACCUUCGUCCGUCAAGGCCACACCGUCUUAGCUCAUUCCCGUUCCGAUUACUCCGCCGUCGCUCAAUCAGUCGGCGUCAGGUUUUUCCCUAACGCCGAUGAUUUAUGCGAAGAACACCCCGAAGUUAUUCUCCUUUGUACUUCGAUAAUUUCAACUCAUGAUGUUCUCGUUUCUCUUCCCCUUCAGCGACUCAAGCGGAGUACAUUGUUCGUUGACGUUCUUUCCGUCAAAGAGUUUCCUAAAGACCUUUUUCUCGAAUUGUUGCCGAACGAUUUCGAUAUCCUUUGUUGUCACCCUAUGUUUGGACCUGAGAGUGCAAGCCGUAGCUGGAGUGGGCUUCCCUUUGUUUACGAGAAAGUUCGAAUUGGGAACGAAGACCAUAGGAUUGCAAGGUGUGAUAAGUUUCUUGAUGUGUUUGGAAGAGAUGGGUGUAGAAUGGUGGAGAUGAGCUGUGCUGAGCAUGAUAGGUAUGCAGCAGGGUCACAGUUUAUAACACAUACUGUUGGUAGGGUUUUGGAUAUGUUGUUGUUGGAAUCUACUCCUAUUAAUACUAAAGGGUAUGAAUCCUUGUUGAAUUUGGUUCGGAAUACUUCUGGGGAUAGCUUUGAUCUAUACUAUGGUCUCUUUAUGUUUAAUAAGAACUCUUUGGAGAUGUUGGAAAGGUUGGAUUUGGCUUUUGAGGAUUUGAGGAAACAGCUGAUUGCUCGUUUGCACGAUGUUGUGACGAAUCAGUUGUUUGAGAAUGCUGGAAAGGUCCAAAAUUUAGAAGAAAGCAACAACCAUGCAGUGGCCAAGUAUGGCCAAAAUGGAUCUGCAAUUGUGUUGUCCUCCAAAAAUCAGAGAUCUGCUGAUGCCAAACUACAGGGUUAUGACAAGUCAAAUGGUUCACGCCUGUCUAAUGACCGCAGAAAGCUCAAGAUUGCGAUCAUUGGUUUUGGAAACUUUGGUCAAUUCCUUGCAAAAACAUUUGUAAGUCAAGGCCAUAAAGUGUUAGCAUACUCUAGAACAGACUACUCUGAUGUGGCUCAGGAAUUGGGAGUUUCCUAUUUUAAUGAUGCAGAUGAUCUCUGUGAACAACAUCCAGAAGUGAUUUUACUUUGCACUUCAAUCCUUUCAAUAGAGAAAGUUCUUAAAUCAUUGCCUGUGCAGCGGUUGAAGAGAAAUACUUUGUUUGUUGAUGUACUCUCUGUCAAAGAAUUUCCUAGAAACUUGUUUCUUCAGCAUUUGCCUCCUUAUUUUGACGUUCUCUGUACUCACCCUAUGUUUGGGCCAGAGAGUGGGAAAAAUGGGUGGAAGGGUCUUCCUUUUUUAUUUGAUAAAGUCAGAGUAGGAAGAGUGGAAUCAAGAAUGUCGCGUUGUGAUCGGUUUCUUGACAUUUUUUCCAAAGAGGGGUGCCGAAUGGUUGAAAUGUCAUGUGCCGAACAUGAUUGGCAUGCCGCUGGAUCACAGUUUGUCACACAUACCACAGGAAGAUUUUUAGAAAAACUGAAGCUGGAGGCAACACCAAUAGACACAAAGGGAUAUGAGACUUUAUUGAGUUUGGUGGAGAAUACUGCUGGUGAUAGCUUUGAUCUGUACUAUGGGUUGUUCUUGUAUAAUAUAAAUGCAAUGGAGCAACUGCAAAGAUUUGAUCUGGCGUUUGAGUCAUUGAAGAAGCAGCUUUUUGACCGUUUGCAUGUUAUUUAUCGAAAAAAAGUAUUUCAAAAUGAAGAAAAUAUCAGUGAUUUUCCAGAGAGGUCUAUGUUGCCUGAGAUAUCAGAAGACAGUCACAUGGUAUCUUUUACAGAUACCGUGGAUGCUAAAUGA
Vicia faba (fava bean) is the source of this 2073-nucleotide messenger RNA. The record is from the annotation of a GenBank genome assembly. NCBI's taxonomy places the organism in Eukaryota, Viridiplantae, Streptophyta, Magnoliopsida, Fabales, Fabaceae.